This is a messenger RNA of Lolium perenne, 262 nucleotides long. Lineage: Eukaryota; Viridiplantae; Streptophyta; Magnoliopsida; Poales; Poaceae. The record is from RefSeq and is a predicted model, not a curated record.
UGAGAUGCUUCUACCUGUAACAGUGCUAACAUUACAUUUGAAAUCCAUAUUUGUACAGACUGGAGCUGGAAAAACUUAUAGCAUGGAGGGGCCAAGCAUCUUGCACUGCAAUGAGCUGAAAACUGGACUGGUUCAGCGAGUUGUAAAUGGUCUUUUUGAUUGUUUAAGAACAUCAGAAAACAUUACUACUUGGACUGUGAAGUUGUCAAUGGUGGAGAUAUAUUUGGAAAAAGUAAGGUGAGAAUCUACUUGAUGUUUGCGU